Messenger RNA from Protopterus annectens (West African lungfish), 1895 nucleotides. It is a transcript of the gene TFAP2C, whose product is annotated as transcription factor AP-2 gamma. Gene Ontology annotation, cellular component: nucleus. Lineage: Eukaryota; Metazoa; Chordata; Ceratodontiformes; Protopteridae. Gene Ontology annotation, biological process: anatomical structure development; regulation of cell population proliferation; regulation of transcription by RNA polymerase II. The record is from RefSeq and is a predicted model, not a curated record. The coding region runs from base 239 to 1570 and encodes 443 amino acids. The transcript is spliced from 7 exons. Gene Ontology annotation, molecular function: RNA polymerase II transcription regulatory region sequence-specific DNA binding; DNA-binding transcription factor activity, RNA polymerase II-specific.
UGGUGUAAUGGUUUCGCUCUCCACUUCCGAGGACAGUCGUACUGUCAGGAGAAGGAAGCGCCCGAAACGGGUCGGAGUCACUGUAACAGUGAGCCUGCAGACCCAACCCCGGAUCGAACCUAAAUUUAGUAAUCUCACCCCUACGUUCCUGUCUGUUGCGAUGCUUCUGUCUUGAAGUUCAAGCCUGCAAGAUAGUUCAGUUCAAUAAUUUACACAGCAAUUUAUACAGCUGCAGAAAAUGGUCCAACUUACUGGAGUGUGCAAUUUCGAAAAAAAGGAUCGAAAUGAUGGGACGAGCAAUGGGAACCCCAGGAUCUCUCAUGUGUCGGGGGUCAGUCAGCACUUAUACAGCCCAGCUCCCUCGCUGUCUCAGUCUGGCACCUCAGAUUUCCAGCACCCAUAUUUUCCUCCCCCAUAUCAACCACUGCCUUAUUCCCAGUCAGGCGAUCCUUAUUCUCAUAUUGGAGAUCCGUUUUCCAUGAAUCAUCUUCAUCAACCUCCACCACCCCCACCUCACAGCCAGCAGCAGGCCUGGCCUGGCCGUCCUAGUCAAGAGCCUUCAGGCAUUUCACACCACGCACGGGCAGGCCUGGCGCAUCAUCUCUCAGCAUUGGAGGCAGGCUCUGCAGGCAACAAGAGGGAGCUCUACCGGCGACCAGAACUCUUACUGUCACACAGCCAAGUUCUGGACCAUUCUGCUUUGAGUGACACCUUGGGACUACAUGACAUGGGGCAACAACUGGAUGAUGUGCAGCAUAUGGAAGACCAAAACAUGGUAACAGACCACACUGUUAUUAAGAAAGUUCCACUGCCUAUGGGCAGAAACACUGGUAUGAGUAUUCCUUAUCAAAAAGACAGUUUGCUCGGAGCAGUAGUGAACCCAAGUGAAGUAUUCUGUUCUGUUCCUGGAAGACUGUCCCUGCUGAGUUCUACACCCAAGUAUAAAGUUACAGUAGCAGAGGUUCAGAGGCGACUGUCACCACCAGAGUGUUUAAAUGCUUCUUUAUUAGGUGGUGUUCUAAGAAGAGCAAAGUCAAAAAAUGGUGGGCGAUCACUCCGUGAAAAGUUAGACAAAAUAGGCUUGAAUCUUCCAGCUGGUAGAAGAAAAGCUGCAAAUGUCACCCUCCUGACAUCAUUAGUAGAAGGUGAAGCUAUUCAGUUGGCUCGUGACUUUGCAUACGUCUGUGAGACAGAAUUUCCGGCUAAAGCAGCAGCAGAGUACUUAAGUCGGCCACAUAUAGAGCGGAAUGAAAUGGCAAACCGAAAAAACAUGCUUCUCGCUACAAAGCAGAUAUGCAAAGAAUUUACAGAUCUACUCACACAAGACAGAACUCCGCAUGGGAAUUCGAGACCAGCCCUGAUCCUGGAUUCAAGCAUUCAGGAGUGCUUAACACACUUCAGUCUAAUUACACACGGUUUUGGGAGUGCUGCCAUCUGUGCCGCCAUGACCUCUAUUCAGAACUAUUUAAAUGAGGCCCUGAAAAUUGUGGACAAAAUGUACAUGACCUCAAGUGAUCAGAGCCCAGCAGAAAAGCAAAACCUUGAUAAAGUGGACAAGCACAGAAAAUGAAUAAUCAGCAAAGGGCUAAGAAUUAAAAAUGGAAAACUAUGAACUUCUCUUUAAAUGAUCAAUCCUUGAUCUUGCUUUAAAGGACGAGUGGAACAUUGUAUUUCUUCAAGAAAAUUUUUCAGAAUUUUCAUGAAGCAGGCCCGUGGAUUUGUGGUAUGCCUUUUAAGCUGCCAUAUUCAUUUUCUUUUUUCUUUUUUACUUGGAGACACACUUUGCUCUUGUAUAGUUCAUAUUUGUAAAUAGUUUAUGUAUUCACAGUUAACACUGACUGUACAUUUAAAAGACCAAACGCUUUAAGCGCAAAAUAAAAAAAAACAAAAUAUGA